GGCGGCGGCGGUAGCGACGGAGGAGGUAGGCGGCGGUGGACGACGGACGGAGCAGUCGGUGGUUACGAGCGAGGGCGACAUGUUGGACAUGUCCGUGUGACCCGUGCGCGUGGCAGGCGAUCUCUGGCGCGCGAUCCCCGUGCGUUUCUCAGGUCUCCUCGGAGAUUUUUUUUUUCCCUCCCGCCCUACACGAUCGUCCGAUCGCGCAGCGGUGCGUGCGCGGGUGCGAUAUACAUACGGUGGUGGCCCGCGGCCGAGCAGUGCAGCGACACAGUGAAGCGAGGCGAGGCGCGCGAGCGCGAGGCACCGCACGUCGCCGCUAUACAUGUGAAGUGUCGCGAGGAUAAUUAUUCGCCCGUCGCCGCCCCGCUGGUUUACCCGGCCCAGCAAACAACAUGAGCUGGGGCACGGAGCUCUGGGACCAGUUCGAGAAUCUGUCCCUGCACACACAAAAAGGGAUAGAAUUUCUCGAGAGGUAUGGCCACUUCAUACGCGAUCGUUGCGCGAUCGAAUUUGAAUACGCAGCGAAGCUCAGGCGUCUCGUGAAGAGUUAUCAACCGAAGAAGAAGGAGGAAGAGGAUUAUCAAUAUAGUCCCUGCCGGGCGUUCAAAAUGGAGUUGAACGAAGUGAACGACCAGGCCGGUCAGCGGGAGGUGAUUGCGGAGAACCUCCAGGCGAACGUCCUGCGGGAGCUCAAUAUCCUGGUUAAGGACUUCAAGGAGGAUCGUAAGAAGCAUUUGCAGGAGGGCGCGCGGCUGAUGGCCACUCUAGCCGGGCAGAUCGGCAACCUGGAGCGCGCCAGGAAGGCCUACGAGAAGGCCUUCCGCGAGGCGGAGCGCGCCGUGGAGAACUAUCAGCGAGCGGACGCGGAUCUCAAUCUCUCGAGAGCAGAGGUCGAGAAGCAGAGGAUGAAUAUGACCAUGAAGACCCAGCAGAGCGAGGAAGCCAAAACGGAGUAUGCGAAUCAGCUGCAAAAAACGAAUGACAUGCAGACGUUGCACUACCACACAGCGAUGCCGGAAGUGUUUCAACAUCUUCAGGAGCUGGACGAGAAAAGGAUAAAGAACAUGCGGAAUUACAUGAUGAAAUCGGUAGAGAUCGAGCGGGCGGUGGCGCCGAUAAUUGCCCAGUGCUUAGAUGGCAUUGAGAAGGCGGCGAAUGAGAUUAACGAGAAGGAGGACACGAUGUUGGUAAUCGAACGCUACAAGAGUGGUUUCCAGCCACCUGGAGACUUUCCCUUUGAAGACCUGUCGGUCGCCAAGAACUACGACAGCAACAGUCAAUUGGCUCAGCCGGUCAUGCAGCCGAUCCAUAAUCACCUCACGGUCAAGGGCACCGUCUCUGGUGGCAAGAUCAAGAAAAGGGUCGGCCUCUUCGGGAUCUUCGGCAGUAAUAAGUUGAUCGAGGUGUGCAUAGCUUUAAAGAACAAUGUGCCUGGCUACGGUGACGGCGCCAAGGAGGACUGCAGCGAUCUGCCACCGAAUCAACGGAAGAAGCGGCUGCAGCAGCGACUGGACGAGAUCCAGGCGAAAAUCCAGCAGGAGACCGCGGCGAGGGACGGUCUGAUGAAGAUGAAAGGCGUGUACGAGCAGAAUCCCGCUCUCGGAGAUCCGAUGAGUAUAGAGGGGCAAUUAAACCAGUCCAGUAACAAACUGGACAAACUCGGAGUUGAAUUGGCAAAGUUUCAAGGCUACCUCGAAGAAGCAAUGCGCGCUGGUGCCAGUUUAUCUAGCCCAAGUCAAGCACAGCGAAAACCUACUACCAACGGCUCGGCAACGAGGCCGUUGAGUUCACGGAGAGGUAGUCACUCGGGCGGCGAGGAGAGUCUCUCGAGAUCCGCCUCGGACUCGAGCGUUUGUAACGCGAACGCGAAUCAACCGGUUCACAAGAAAAGCGCACCUAGCACACCGCAGCCGACUCAUGGUUCCACGAACAGCCCGGAAUCUGGCCUCGGCGAGUCGAGAACGUCGCUACCCGGCAGCGGCUGCGAGGAGUAUUAUCAUGAUGAGGUGGACGCUCAGCCACCACUAGGAACGUGUCGAGCGCUUUAUCCUUUUGAUGCGACUAGCGAAGGUUCCAUACCAAUGUACGACGGUGAAGAGCUGUACAUGAUCGAGCUGGACCAGGGAGACGGUUGGACUAGAGUGCGACGCAUUUCGCAGCCGAUUGAGGGCUUCGUGCCGACCUCGUAUAUAGAGUGUCACCUGUACAACACUUAGCCGCUUUUCCUAGAGUGUUAAAGGGGAACUGCGUGACGCAAAACAGCUCGAAGGAGAUUAUUAACGAAGACAUGUAACACAUUUAGCGCCGUCGAAGAUUCGAGGGUCAUGUAUUGGAUGAAUACAGACAUAUUGGCACGGGAUACCGAGAAGUCAGCGGAUCAGCAGGCCUAAUCAAUACUCGAACGAUGGAAACUCGAAGGAUUCUUUGAAGUUCGAAGACGCAGGAACUUGGAGACAUGGACAGAAUAUUCACAAGCAAAAAUGUAUUAUGAGAUUCCGCUUAAGAUUCUCGUAAGAUUGACGAAAGGUGGAAUUUCUCGUUCGCGAAUCUGAGAAAUUGUUCAUCGAUCCGAAGAUCCGCGCGAUUCUAAUGCAUAGAAGUAGAAGCAUUCGCGGAAUCGGAUGAUCGCGUGCUAAUAUUCUCACAUUCAACUAUCACUGUCAAUGCGUACAUACCUCCAAUCCAACACAUCUCCCUCCUGAGGAUUUCCUGUUCGAUCGAUCGGCCGAUCGAUCAGGAAGGAACAAAGGAACGAUUCGAACAAACUGCCCCGGCUUUGUGAUCAAUCAAUCUAAGCGUAAUAGGGAUAAAGUCGAGCUCAUUUUUUGGGCUUAUUAUAGACCCCUAAGAGAUAUAUUUCGCCCUUAUCCGGAUUUAUUUAAUUCUAAUAUAAUACUUUGUUAUAUAAUAAUUACUCUAGCAAUUGUCUGUUGAAUGGGUAUUUAACAGGUUUUAAUAGUGUUAUUAUUAAUAGCGAAUGUAUUAUUUAAAUUUACAUUUGAAUUACUGUUUUCGUGUCCUCCUAACGAUAUCCUUCUUUGCGAUUUUUUUUUAUUUUUUUAUUUUUUUAUUAUAAAGGCUCGCGGCGGCCCUACAGCCUUACCUGCAUUAUUUUGAAAUUAUAAGUUGAUAUUAAUGGCUGUUGAUUAUUAAUUAAACAGGCCUGCGAAAUUGAGGGUCAAUUAAGCGAAAAAUAUCCAUCACAUCAGGUUUUUAAAGAUAUAUGUGGUAAUAUGAGCUAAAAACAAUGAUUUUCAAGGCAUUGUUGUAGCUGACCAAAUUAUAUUUUUAAUAAUUUCUCAGCUGCAUUAUAACUGCUAUCUUUUACCUUUAAUUAGCGAUUUUGUUUAUUCCUGUACGAUUUUUUCACCGAGUUAUGAAGAUUUUAAGAUAAAAACUUCGAUGAUCAGCCUUACGUACCGCGAAGUAUAGUAAAAUCGGCAGCUCGGUGAAUUAUAAAGUACAUUCAAAGUAUCGACGGCUGCCACGGCGCGGCUGCGAUAGCUACGUUUCUCGCGAGAGACAUGACCCGCAGUUUGAUACAUAAGACAAAAGUCAUGGGCGCAACCAUGACUUUGCCUAUAUGUUAUGUUUUUUGGUCGUAAAACGCUAGUAAAUCAUUAACUAUUUUACUACCGUUCUACUUUUAUACGACGAUACCUUGUAUUUUAUAAUUCCCAGGUAAAAAUUAUUGUUUUUUGGUUCAUAUUAUCACAUAUAUCUCAAAAACUUGAUGUGAUAGACUGUAUUUUUUGCUGGCGGAUUCGGACUUAGCGACCAAAAUUACGUAGGAAAUCACGAUUCUGCUACUUGUUUUGUUUAGAACCAUUAAUUUCGCAGGCUUGUGUUAUUAAUUAUGAAAUUUUUAACCGCGAGAAUACGACUGUAUUAUUAUUUAUCCGCGGGAAAAAAUUUUUUACGCGGAGGACCAUAUCGGGAUCUGCAUUCUCUUUGCGUUCGAUUCUCAUUGAAAUUAUUACCGAUAACAAUAUUGUUAUUACUUUAUUAAUCUUGAAAAGUUUUUAUUUAGAAAUACUGUAUUAUCUUGCUGACUGUGUACUAUGUUUCACUGUGUAAAUAAUUCUCUUUUUUUUAUUUUAUUAAAGUAGUCUUAUACGAAAGGCCACGAAUGGCCUUAAAGUCUAUCUACGGCAGGAAACUCAUGAAUCCAGAGGUAAGGGUUGAAUUUAGGCAUCUGUAUGAUAGCGUUAUGUCCGAUCGUAUACAUACUCAAUUGUAUGCAUUUGUCACUUAAUCCUUGAGCAGGAGCAAGACUCGGAACAGGUGGAUUGCGUUAUUUAUAAUUAUUAAAAAAAAAAUAAUUGUUUAAAAUCGCAAUUAGAAAAUGUCAAAUUUAAUCGGUUAUCAGACGGUUAACGCAAGUAGUGCAAUAUUUUGCUUAAAGAUCUUGAGUCUGUCUGUAUGAAAAUCUAUGUUUUCAAGAUCGCUUCGGAAUUACAACAAUGCGGCUGCUUAAGGAUUAAAGCGCGAUGUCUUUUCAUGAAGAGUCGACGGUGAAAUGAUCCCUAAUGCACUCACGUGACUUCUCGAGACGUAUCCUUUUUCCGUGUAGCUGUGCACGAGCGAAACAUUUAACGACCCUCGUUAAGAAAAAAGGAAAUAACUAUCUUAGUAAUAAUAAUCGCGCUCCGCCUACUCGUCACACGCAAAUUAAUCACGUCUGUUGUAAUCGUCGCCGCACCGAAGUUUUAUCGUUCUUUUGUAUAACUCGACUCGACGUCGUAAAAGGCGGCCGACUGUUUCACGGACACGGCUCACUAUCAACACUGAGAGAACACGAGACUGAUCGUCGCUAGAGUUUCGUCGUACUCGCGUGAGUUGAGCAAAAUCUUGACGUUUACUCGUAAUCGAGAUCUCGAGCAAAAAUCUAUGAGAUUUUUGAAAUACAGUAGCAUCAAGAAUUAUAGAAAUGAUAGAAGAUAAGAUGCACAUAGCAUAGAAUUAAAAUUCGGCGAAGAAUUUAUAUAAUUAAAUAUCCGUUUUUGUUUGAUUUUAUGAAAUUGAGGGUUUCUAAAAUUACCGUUUUUUGAUUCAACGAACUAUGAAUUUGUAGUAUCUGAAAUUUGUGCGGAGUCUAAUUUUUAGUUGUCUAGAAUGAAAAUUUUAUAAAGUAGGAUAAAUAUAUCUCAAAUUGUGCCAAGAUUUACGAGAUUGUAAUUUUUUACAAUACAAGAGUUUUUUAAAUCUUAAUGUAACACUUGACUCUUCAACGAUUUACAGACUUAAGAUUAAUUGGCUUAUUUAAAAGCCUAAUCAACAGUCAGCGAAAGGAAAUGUCUGUGAGAGGCGAAGAGUCAUAUUCAGAACUCGAUUACGUGUAACAUCAGUUUGUGACGAAAAAUGGGUCGUCCCGAUGGACCGGUCGGCGUACCGCGUUUAAGGAGUUGCCUGAAUGUGACUAGUUAGUGAUAGAUUCAUGUAAAUAUUGCCAGGGAUAUGGAAGAGCGAGAGCGAGGCUACCCAGCAUGCGAGUGCCAGAAUCGAUAUUAAAGCCGGGAAGGGCUCGUUUCUGUCGCGGACAAGAGCUCGGUCCUCAAAUAUAUUGCGGCAACACAUUGUGCUGCGUUUGGUGCUGCGCAUCGGUAUGUUAAAAUGGUCGAAGAAAUAACGUUCGCGAUAAUUGUAGGCGGCAAGUUGUGUAAUUGUAGAAGAUUGUAGCGUCGGCUUGCCACUAUUGUUACUUCGGGUGAUAUUCUGCGAUAGCAAAGAAUCUCGAUGAACAUCGUCGAAGCAGUGCAUAAAAAUGCAUCUCGAGAGGAUCGAUCCUUGACCCACAUGUCCCGGGAGGAAGUCCGCGCGAUCGCGAGAACCUGGUGCGUUCGUCGUAAUUUAUCCGAGCAGAAACCGGGAAUACGUGUAACUUUCUCGCGUAUUGAAUGUAUAUGUAUAUAUUAUAUAUAGAUACAUAUAGAUAUUAUAUUCGAUCGUCAGGAAGAGAAAAGGCGUAGCUUCACUAUAGCCGUACGCAAGUACACGAAUAAAUAUGAUCAAUAGUACACUCAGACACGUUACACACAUACACACACGCACACGCGCAUCCUGCUCCCGCUCUUGAUCGCUUCCGGUUCGUUAAUGGCGAAAACAAGGGAACUUGCUCGGCGAUUACGUUAAAACGAAGUAACGGGGCCGUAUGCCCGCCCCGACGUUUCAUUGUGUCUGUUCUAUGUAUAUUUUGUGAUUCUCUAUACGCGCGAACAAGUAUUGUAGAUAAUUAAUUCUGCGUUUUAUUAUACUUUAUUAUUAUUAUUUUUAUUAUUAUUAUUAUUAAUAUUGAAAAAAUACAGGCACUAAACCAAUAUAACUGUUUCGAAUACGUUAACGUGGCUAAAAUAUUUGCCUUUAUAUCCAGAGUUCUUCCUUUUUUAAUAUUUCGUUUUAUCUCUUACAGAAAAUAUAUGUGUUUCGAAAGAUAUGUUUCAUCCGUUUAGGUUCAAAAAGUUACAUUUUAUAUUUCUUGUAUAAUGAUUUUCUUUUUAAUAUCAUGACUUUUACUAUUUUAUUACUACAUAAAAAUCAAAAGUAUAAUGUAAAUAAUAAUAGUUAUUAAAUCGUGAAUGUAAUAUUCGUGUUUAUGCGAAUACGCGUUGAGGAGUAUUUUUCAUAAUAAUCGUAGUAAUACAUAACUAUAAAACGCGAAUAUGUAUAAUAUAUUAUUUUUAUUCGAAUAUAACAUAUCUAAUGUGCGUUCAACGUUUUAAUAACUAUUAUUGUACGAAGUGAAAAGUAUUAUAAUUAUUUUGGAAUAGAUUACAAAUUUAUUUUGUUUCAAAAAUUUUAUUUAAAGAAACUGCGGAAAGCUGUCAAUUAAACAGACUGAGGCGUGCGCUGCAGCCGUCUCUGUUUUGCGUCGUUUCUGCGUCCGUUUCUAAUCGAAGUUAUACCAUUUUGUGGCUUUUUCAGUCAUCGGUGCUGAAUUGCACGUAUGAAUAAACGUCGCGAAUAUUAACCAAAGUGUUGAACAAUCAUUGUACUAUGCAAUAUCUUCCGUUGCGUAUUGAUACUACGAUGAUAAUUAGCCGUGGUUUCUUCAUCACGCGAGCGAGUAUCCGCGAAGAAGUUGAAAUCGCGUGCAGCUUCAACGUGAAGCCGAUAAGGCAUCAGCAAUCCGGUGAGUAAGUUCAUUUCUACCACAUAUUAUGUAAAUAUUAUGUAAAGCUAAUUAUUUGAGCAUUAAUAUUAAUUAGCACAAUUAAAACUGCAGGUAAAGCAUUUUGUUCAUAAUCUGAUAAAAUCGAAGGAUAAGUGAAAAUACAGCAAUUACGGAAUUUCUUUUUUUUUUAAUAUUUAUUUUUCAAUUGGUGAGUUUUUUUUUGUAUUUUGAACAUGUGUUUUUCGGCACACCCUGUGUACAUACGUUCGUAUAUGAUUUAUUAUAGAUCAAGGUAGAGCGACGACCUUUCAUCCGUCGGAGCUAUAAUACGUUCUACAAGUGCACUAUUUACGUUCUCUAUUAAUAAACAGCGCGAUACACGUAUGCAUCGUAACAAAUUUGGCUCCACUACUUUCCGUUUACUUUACGUAAUAUAGAAGGUAAAUUUAUAAGUAAGUGGAAUUGUCCACAUUCUGUUUUGAAAGCAUUGCGCAGUUUCUAGUCUUCCGUUAAAAAUUGUAUAUACAAUUGCGACACAUAUAUCUUACAAAAUUUUUAACAACUGACG
Molecule: messenger RNA, 7682 nt
Organism: Wasmannia auropunctata (little fire ant)
Lineage: Eukaryota; Metazoa; Arthropoda; Insecta; Hymenoptera; Formicidae
Gene: Cip4
Product: formin-binding protein 1-like
Exons: 11
Coding region: 396-2219 (607 amino acids)
Biological process (GO): signal transduction
Molecular function (GO): protein binding
Source: RefSeq, a predicted model, not a curated record